Molecule: messenger RNA, 1962 nt
Organism: Pollicipes pollicipes
Lineage: Eukaryota; Metazoa; Arthropoda; Thecostraca; Pollicipedomorpha; Pollicipedidae
Product: cytochrome P450 2B2
Exons: 3
Coding region: 1-1569 (522 amino acids)
Biological process (GO): xenobiotic metabolic process
Cellular component (GO): cytoplasm; intracellular membrane-bounded organelle
Molecular function (GO): steroid hydroxylase activity; iron ion binding; heme binding
Source: RefSeq, a predicted model, not a curated record
AUGGUACUGACUUCCUUCCCAGGGAGCGUGGGCCACUCGGCUGCUGGCGGCGGUCGGGAGAGGACGCGUGCACCGGCAGUGCAGAGCGGCCUGGGCGCGCGACGGACCCGGCUCAGCCAUGAUGUGGGUGGUGUUCACGGUGGUCUUUCUGGUGGUGUGGUUGCUCUAUCAGAACAAACGGCCGAAAAACGCCCGCCCGGUCCGACGAACAUCCCGCUGCUGGGGCGCGCGCUGGAGCUGGACCCGAAGCAGCCGGACCGGACGUUCCUGCGCUGGCAGAGGCAGUACGGCGCCAUCUACAGCGUCAAGCUGGGUGUAGAUACGGUGGUGGUGCUCUCGGACGCCGCGCUCAUCCGAGAGGCGUUCAGCAAGGCGGCGUCCACAGGGCGGCCGAAAGGCGGCCUCUUCGAGAUGCUCGGCGUCGAACGGGGCCUGAUUCUCUCAACCGGCGAGCUCUGGCACGUGACGCGCCGAUUCGCGCUCUUCCACCUGCGUAACUUCGGCAUGGGCAAGGCGCGGCUGGAGGAGGUGAUUCGCGAACAGGUGGACGACUUUCUGGCGCAGGUCGUGGCGCCGAACGAGGGCUGCCCCCUCGACAUCGACAAGAGUCUCGACAUCGCCGUUGUCAACAUCGUCUGGGGCAUCGCCGCCUCCGAGACGCUCGGCAUCACCGACGAGCGCGUGCUCAACAUCAUGAACAAGGGCAAGGAGCUCACCGAGAAGACGAAGCGCUUCAACUGGUUCGCGUUCCUGCCGGUGCUGUUCAAGAUCCUGCCCAAGUCACUGACACAGGUGGACGUGGUGCUGGAACUCUUCGGCUACGCGCGCAAGCACCUGAUCAUGCCGGUCAUCGAGGAGCACAGGCGCCGCUUCGACCCGACAGCCGAGCCGCGCGACUUCAUCGACUGCUUCCUGCUGGAGCAGCGCAAGGACCCGCACCACUUCACUGACGAGGGCCUGGUGCAAACCAUCCGCGACAUGUUCAACGCCGGCAGCGACACCACGGCCACCACGCUGCGCUGGAUCUUCUGCUGCCUGUGUGCGCGGCCGGCGGCGCAGCGGCGCGUGCAGGCCGAGAUCGACGCGGUGGUGGGCGGCAGCCGGCCGCCCUCGCUCGCCGACCGCCAGCGUAUGCCCUUCACGGACGCCUUCAUCAUGGAGACGCAGCGACUGGCGGACAUCGCACCGAUGGGCGUCAUGCACGUGGCGGAGGCGGCGUUCGAGCUGGGAGGGUACACCGUGCCGCGGGGCGCCGCGAUCGCCGCCCUCUUCCCGGCCGUGCACAAGGACCCGCGCAACUUCCCCGACCCGUGGACGUUCCGGCCGGAACGUUUCCUGGACGCGGACGGCAAACUGCAGCCGAGCAAGGCGCUGAUGCCGUUCUCGGUCGGCAAGCGCUCCUGCCUCGGCGAGGCGAUGGCGCGCUCCGAGCUCUUCCUCUUCACCACGGUGGCGCUGCAGCGCUACAACUUCGCCCUGCCGGCCGGGUGCGAACACGACCUCUCGCGCGCGGACGCCGGCGGGCUGGCGUCGCCCGUGCCCUACAAGGUGGUAGCCACGCGCCGAUGAGCGGGGCCGCUGUGUGCCGGCUCCCUGCGGGCUGGGCUUCGGCGGGAGUGACGGUGGUCGUGGACGCCACUCUCUGGGAGGCUGUGUUCGGAGGGGAAUUCGUUCCACUCGUUCGGUUCGUUCGGAUCAGGCGGAGUUCGCCCAGAAUCAGAGCUGGCUGAUGAUGUUUUUUGUGCUCGCACUGAUCGGUUUGAGAGGGCUUGGGCACGAUGCUCCGCUAAAAUCGGAACAAGCCAGUAGCAUGUGUAGAAGAACAUAUGUAGCACAAAUGUACUGCGGCGCUGCUAGAAUCGAACAUUUUAGCAGGGAGCCAGCGAAAAAUCGAAUAGAAAAAGCAGGUGUGUCUUAACAAAGACAACGCAUCAAGCGCUACGCUUAAUAAAGUGGCAAUGA